This is a messenger RNA of Closterium sp. NIES-65, 942 nucleotides long. NCBI's taxonomy places the organism in Eukaryota, Viridiplantae, Streptophyta, Zygnematophyceae, Desmidiales, Closteriaceae. The record is from the annotation of a GenBank genome assembly.
AUGGCUAGUCCUAAUGUGCUUACCUUCGAUGUUGAGGGCCGUGUGGUCGAUUUUGAGGUUUGGGUAGAUGAUUUGCACCUCUAUCUUCAAUGCGACUCCAGGGAUGGGGUCUCGCUGUUCGAUCACACGUCCGGCGCCUCUGUUGCACCUGCUGCCAACGCAGACAGUACGCUUUGCUCGCAGUGGACUAUUCGUGACGCUGUUGCUCGUCUUGCUAUUUGUAGUCACCUGUCGUCUGCUAAGCGCGCGCACUUUGGCCAAUACGAGACUGCUAAGUCUCUGUAUGAUGCUGUUGUCGCACACUCCUCCUCCCAUGCCUCUGCUGCCCUCAGCCGCAUCAUGCUACCGUACUUGUUCCCUGAUCUAGCCGCUUUUGCCACAAUCGCUGACCUCAUCACUCACCUCCGCACUAGUGACACCCGCUACCGCACUGUGCUUCCCUCUGAGUGUUGCGCCAAGAACCUCCCCCCCCCCCCCCUACGUACAUCACCCUCUUCUACCUCGUCACCUGCCUCCCUGACUCUCUCCGCUCAGUGCUCCCCCGUUCCCCUUUUGCCCUCUGUUGCUUCUGCUGCUGCUGUCGACCUCAAUGGCACGGAGGCGGUCGGCAUUGCGUCUGCUCCUAGUGGGAGGCGCCACAGCAGCAAGGGCAAGGGGGGCAAGGGUGGUGGAAGGGACAGAGGGGGCGGCAGUUGUGGCGGUGGAGGUGGUGGAGGGGGUGGGAGUGGAAGUGGGGGUGGAGGCGGGAGUGGGGGAGUCGGUGGCGGCGGUGGAGGCGGCAGCGGCAGCGGCAGUGGGGGUGGUGGCGGCGGUGGUGCUGGUCGGGGUGGAGCCGUGCAGUGUGGAGGCUUUGGCGGUGGCCAGCGCCAGCAGCAGCCGCGUUCCCGUGAGGCCCCGUUGCCUCAGCAGCUUUGUGAGUGGUACGCUGGGCAUGGGAGGUAG